AUGUUGGUUUAUGGGUCCACAGUAGCGAACGAUUUGGAAGAAGAUACCUUAGCAUUGUUAAAUUCAGAUCCCGGAAAUCCUAUUACGGCUUCACAACCAUUAGAUUCUUCAAGAAAUAUACACAUUUUACAAGAUGUUCAAGUAGCUCCACCGAAUAACAUACAAAAUGAAUCUCCUAAAGACAGCGAAACUGAGACUGCCCACACUUGUAACGCGGAAAAUAAUUUCAAUGAUGGUAUUCCUAUACUAGAUGAAAUAAUCAAUAAUAAAGUAACCCAAGUUAUCGUUUCUAAAAAUCCACACAAUCAAACAGAUGUCAAACAAGAAACCUUUGAUAAUCAUAAAAUUCUUUAUGUGAAAAUUCCAAAUUCUGCUUCAGCCAUAAAUGAAUUUCUUAGAGAAUACACAUCCAAUGACAGAACAUUUUAUCUGUACUUCCAUGAGGAUUCACUUUAUACUAUGUUUAAUAGAGUCUUCAUAGAUAAUUUCGAUAGCAACGAAUUAAAAUUAGUUAAAUGUACAAAAUUAAUCAAUACUGUCAAAGAAAAAGAUGAGCAACUUAUGCUGAUUAAAUUUCAACAUGAAGGCAAGAGUAAUCACAGAGGAAUCAAUGAAACAUUAGAAAAACUCAAACGAAAUUAUUAUUGGCCCCGCAUGAAGUCCGAUAUCACACAUUUUAUUAACGAUUGUGUAAUUUGCCAAAAAGCCAAAUAUUCUAGAAAUCCCCCAUAUAUUCCACUGGUAUUGACAGAAAGCAUAGGAAAACCCUUCCAAUUAUUACAUGCUGAUGUAUUUACAUUCAAUAGUCAACAUUUUCUGACGAUUAUUGAUGCUUUUUCCAAAUUAGGACAAGCAGUUCCAAUCCAAGCAAAGACCUCUGUCGAAAUUUGUAGAGCAUUCUUACAUUAUUUCUCAUAUUAUGGUCUACCUGAGCGUAUUACUCUUGAUAAUGGUACAGAAUUUAAAAAUGAGACUGUUAGGGAACUCUUGAAAUGUCAUAAAAUCGAUGUGCAUUUUACUACACCUUUACAUCACGAAUCAAAUUCACCAAUAGAAAGAUUCCAUUCAUCACUAAUUGAGCAUCUCAGAAUACUUUUACAAAAAUUUCCAAAAGAAACGACCACUAACCUUAUCAAUUACGCUUUAAUAGCAUAUAACAGUUCAUUACAUUCUGCUACAAAAUUCACGCCAUUUGAAUUGACUUUUGGGCACACUAUUUCCAGAGAUCCUUCGGACCUUAUCGAAACUACUUUUUACUCUGACUAUGCUUCAAAUCAUAAAGAUAAAAUGAAACAUCUAUACCAGCGUAUUUCAAAUGAUUUGCAGGAAAAUAAAGCCAAAGUACUCGAAAAACGUAACAUUCAUGGUAGCUCACAAUAUCAGUUCAAAGUAGGGCAAGUAGUCUAUAAAGCUAAUCGUAGAAGAAAUAAAAAAGACAACAAAUUUAAAGGUCCAUUUGAGUUAGUAGAAAUCUUAGAACAUAACAAAGCAAAAAUAAAAAAUAAGUCCACAAAUAAAAUAGAAAUAAUACAUAUGAAGGAACUCAAAGUCCCUUCUAUUUCAGGAUCCUCGCCUGCAGCGGAAGAUCGACAACAGAACUAG
Messenger RNA from Acanthoscelides obtectus, 1602 nucleotides. NCBI's taxonomy places the organism in Eukaryota, Metazoa, Arthropoda, Insecta, Coleoptera, Chrysomelidae. The record is from the annotation of a GenBank genome assembly.